AUGUCUUCCUCUCAAACUCAAAACAUGUCUACUUCUUCUUCUAUUCGGUCACUUUCUUAUAGAAAGUUUAAGUUCUUUGCUAGAAUCCGCAGGUUUUUGCAAUCCAAAGCAGCAAGGAAACGAUGCGGCUCAUCAUCUGAUCAUUCAAACAAGUUAAGAAUAAAAAAUAAUACUGAUCAUAAAGCGGAAGAGGUUAUGGAGAAAGAGAGCGAGCUGCUGGAUGGUUCCGUGGUUUUGCAAAAAUCUGUGAAGAGGCUUCACUUUGGGAGCUGGGAAGAGAAGGAGAUGGCUGCUAAGGUGAUUGAGAAACUCGCCAAAGAAGACGUUAAGGCAAGGAAGGUGAUGGCUGAGCUUGGCGUUAUACAUAUGCUUGUGUCCAUGGUGGCUACUGAGGUGGUUCGCCGCCGUCGAGCCGCCAUCAAGGCCUUGAUCGAGCUUGCUAAUGGAACUUUUACAAACAAGGCUCUAAUGCUAGAGGCUGGAAUAUCCUCAAAGUUACCAAAAGACAUUGACGUUGUAGACGAACAAACGAGGCAUGAAUUUGCAGAACUGUUAUUAUCAUUGUCUUCUAUGUCAAAUACCUAUUUCUCACUAGCCACAUCUGAGAUCCUCCAAUUUCUCAUUGGAAUUCUUGAGUCAGCCUCCAGCCUUGAAACUAAGGAGUCCUGUUUAGGUGUUUUAUACAACCUGUCUGCUGUUUUAGAAAAUGCUGGACCUUUGGUAUCUAAUGGAGUAGUGCACACUCUCUUGAAGCUAUCUUCAUUCAAAGAACUAUCAGAAAAAGCCCUUGCAGCACUAGGUCACUUGGUGGUGACUUUAAUGGGAAAAAAGGCUAUGGAAGAUAGUUCAAUGGUACCAGAGAGCUUGAUUGAGAUUCUAACAUGGGAGGAUAAACCCAAAUGUCAAGAAUUAUCAGCCUAUAUUGUAAUGAUUUUAGCUCAUCAAAGCUCCAAACAAAGGGAUAAAAUGUCAAAGGCAGGAAUUGUUCCUGUACUUCUUGAAGUGUCCUUGCUUGGGAGCUCUUUAGCUCAAAAGAGAGCAAUGAAAUUGUUACAAUGGUUUAAAGAUGAAAGGCAAACAAAAAUGGGGCCGCAUUCUGGACCACAAACAGGAAGGGUUGCAAUCGGUUCACCUCUGCAUCCGAGGGAGGCUGUGGAAGGAAAGAAAAUGAUGAAGAAUCUGGUGAAGCAAAGUCUUCAUAAGAACAUGGAAAUGAUCACCCGACGAGCCAAUGCUACCGGUGAUUCUUCUAACGUCAAGUCCUUGUUCCUCAGUACAAGCUCUAAAAGCUUGCCUUACUAAAAUAUUUCUGCAACACUUUUAUGAUCAAUUUUUGUGCUUCAAAUUGGAGUGCAAUUCUUUUGCAAUGGCAUGUAAUUAUUGCAAAUGAUGGGAAAGAUGAUCGAAGGCUUUCCCCAUAUAGAUGGAAGAAUUCAGCAACUUUGUGAACGAAUGCAUUUUCUUGUGCAGUAAUUAGCGUAUAAAACAAUUGUAUAUCAUGAUUCAUGAUCAACAAAAGUACAGAAGAAAAUAAUCCAGAAAUUGGGUAAAUGCUGAAAUUUUCCCCUUAAUGGCAUGUAAUUACACACUUCAAGAUUUUUAUUUUCUCCUUUCUUCACACUGAUUUGUAUAGUUGAACAUGAAAUAAAUCACAUUAAAUAACUUAAAUAAAUAUAUCUUUAUUGCUUGAAUGAAAUUAAUUACUCAGAGUAGCCAUGUGCUGCAAUGUUACAAGGCUUGCAUAAAUUGUGCAUUUUGCACGUGUGGAAGGGUCAACCAACUUGGACAAAACAAUUAUUAGUUACUAUUA
This is a messenger RNA of Durio zibethinus, 1810 nucleotides long. Its product is annotated as U-box domain-containing protein 45-like. The record is from RefSeq and is a predicted model, not a curated record. NCBI's taxonomy places the organism in Eukaryota, Viridiplantae, Streptophyta, Magnoliopsida, Malvales, Malvaceae.